Arabidopsis arenosa is the source of this 950-nucleotide messenger RNA. The record is from the annotation of a GenBank genome assembly. Lineage: Eukaryota; Viridiplantae; Streptophyta; Magnoliopsida; Brassicales; Brassicaceae.
AGCGACGAACGUAUGAUGUGUAUUCUUUGGGAGAACUUUGCUGAUACCAUGUUUGCUGCAUGUGAGAAUGCUGCGGACACUGUGGUGACGUGUUUGAUACGUUCUGCGCGAAGAUCAAUUCAUUCAAAGGCUGAGUAUUUCAACAGGUUUUUCCGAAGAACCAUAUCUGAGGUUCUCGACGAGACUGAUGAGGCGAAAUUCAGAAUCAUGUGUACCAUCUUCAACAUUGACAUGAAUUUUGGUUUCUAUUACUUUGUUUGUAAUAAGUGUACCAACACUGCCUUUAAGGUACCCAAAAAAGAAAAUGAAAUCGUCUCCAAGUCCAAGAAAGCUUUGUUUUGGUGUAAGACGUGCAAUGAAAGUCAUUCAAAGGUUAUUCCAAGGUUCAAGUUGAUUCUUGAUGUGAUGGAUAGUUCUGGUGAGCUUAAGUGUAUGAUGUUUGAUAACAGUGCUCCCAAGAUUAUUAAUCAGAACGUUGAUGAAAUUUUCAAUGGGGUGUAUGACGAGAUUCAGGAUCCAACGAAUGUGCCUGAUUGUUUGAAAAGUUUGGUUGAAAAAACUUUUCAGUUUCUGAUCAACAUUGAUAAGGACAAUAUACAUGGUGGGAAUGAUACUUACAAAGUUUCUUAUGUCGAAUUGGGUGAUGAUGCAGAACAUGUAGACCCUCCUCAAGAUUCUAAUGUUCCCAUUGAUCAUAAUUCUUUGAUCUCCGUUGACCAGGAUCAAGAUGUUAAAUCUAAUAGCAAUGAGACUGACGAUCAAAUAGGAACUGCCUCCACUACCCCCUCAUCUAAGCGAUCAAACAACAGCACUGAAGAUACUGAUGAGAAUUCUUCUUCGACUACAAAAAAGAUCUGUGUGACCUCGAUCAGUGAUGCUAUUGAGAAAGAGGUUUCCGGAGGGCUUAAAGAAUAAUGAAACAUGUAGUGGGCAGCAAGUUUUAUUUUGUA